ACAGUGUGCGACGCGCGAGAGUUCCCUGUGGCAAUGUCCCACUCCCUGUAUAACGUGCACUGGUCCUAAUUGUCACCUGCCGACUCCAGAUUUCAAUGGUUUACACAUAGGAAAUGUCCCGAUUUUAUUUUUUUAAUUUUUUUGAAUUGACCAUUUUAAUUAUUGUAUAAAAUCCCCCCCAUUGCUGCAUAUUAUAGGCAGCUGCUGAUAGCCCUGAUAAAGAUCCCCCUGAGGACGGAAACAGUGGGAUUCUGACAUGACAACUGGGUGCCACAAAGCUCUGCAGCGUCAGACAGUCGUAACAAAUCAUAAAAAAAGAGAGAAAACCCUACAGAACAAGUACAUAUGAUGGAGAAGGAUCCGAUGUGAGACAGAAGGUUACAUUUCUAAAAUGCUGAGGAAUUACACGUUGCGAGCCUGUGAUGGAGAAUACGUUUCACUCCGGUGUCCCCACAGAACCACCAUCAGUAUCCAGUCUUCUUUCUAUGGAAGGAACAUGCCCAGCCACCAAAUCUGCCCAUCGCGUUACAGCCAGUCAUUCGCUACAUUUGUAAAGGAGGAUGUAUCCUGUACCGCCGACACGUCUCUCCAGAAAGUGCUGGACGAGUGCCAGGACCGGAGGAACUGCCAGCUCCUCGUCAAUAGCCGUUUGUUUGGGUCGGAUCCGUGUCCGGGGACCAGCAAGUAUUUGGUUGUGUGGUACAAAUGCAGGCCAAAUGAGUACAAGAGCAAGGUGGCCUGUGAAGACGACCGCUUGCGGCUGACCUGUAAGAGGAACACCGUCAUUGCUAUCUACUCAGCUACAUUUGGACGACUCCAGGGUGGCAACCUGGAGUGUCCAUUUCAGAAUCUGGGCAUGCCUUCAGUCGAAUGCCAGUCUUCAUCCCUUCCACUCAUGACCAAGCGCUGCCAAGGCAGGAGGAGCUGCAAUGUCUAUGCCAGCACUUAUGAGUUCGGAGACCCUUGUUACCCGGGAGUCCGCAAGCACCUUAAUGUCAUCUACGCCUGUGUGCCAAAGAAACUGCUGUAUGAAACUCUGCCAAAAUCAACAAAUUUCCACGGAGUACGGCAAACACACUUCCCCCAGCCUCCAGGAACCGAUGAUCGCAAUGUGAUCCGAGAUGGAGCUUUCUUCCCCGAUCCUGCUUUCAUAACUGAACACAUUCUACCAGACAAGAAGAAAGGACAGGCAGCGGCCUUCUACCCAGUGGAUGAUAACCUCUCUAUGGGCGAGAUAGAACAUCCUAUCUCUAACCGAACCAUGGCACCCGUGGGGCAGGGCAGCACAGAGAUGGCACUGAUCAGCAAUGUCUUGGCGGCAUACUCCUUUAUCACAGAAAAUCCGGAGAGAGCGGCCUUGUACUUUGUAUCAGGGGUAUGCAUUGGCCUCAUUCUGACACUGGUGGCACUGGUAACGAGGAUAUCCUGUCGGACGGACUGUAAGAGGUCCACUGUGAAGAAGACCCCCAGGAAACAGGAGAGUGACAGCGACAGCAGCGACAGUGAUGACUCCGACACCACCUCAGACCUGUCUGCCAGGAGGCACCGGCGCUUCGAGAGGACUUUAAACAUGAACGUUUUUACGUCGGCCGAGGAACUGGAGAGGGCGCAGAGGCUGGAAGAGAGGGAGCGCAUCAUUCGGGAAAUCUGGAUGAACGGGCAGCCGGACAUCCCAGGAACAAGGAGCCUCAACCGUUAUUAUUAGGACUGCUUUUGUGCUCGGUACCUACUGGCAUCAACAAUGAGAACUUGUAUUCAUGAGAGACUUGGACGGGAAGUGCACAGGAACUAGUUAUUUAUGAGUGCAUCUCUGGCAAUCCUUCAGGUCCUCAGCAUAACAGAGAGAUGGAAAUGCCUCCACUUUCUGUUAUUCCUACAACCCCACGGGGGACAACCCGCAGAGGAACAUGAUCUGUGUGCCUGUCUUCAUUGAGACGCUAAUGAUGAUGUUUGAGGCUGGUCCUUGAUGACUCUUUGUGGUUUGAGACCAUACAGGACACGUGGGAUUAUGUUACCAGCACGGACAGCGAAACAAUGAAAUGCUGGAGAACUCUACCAUAAUUUGGGCAUUUUUUUUUUUGUUUCUUUCAGACCUAAAAUCAUCAUGGUGAUUAAACAGUCUGUAAUAUUUAAUAGGCGUUUGAAAUCUUCCUUUGUUUGGCAGCAUGUAGUACUGACACCUCAGGGAUGAUAUCUUAUUGUACUUCCAUGUUUUUUCAUGGUUAAUGUAUGGCAUUAGGAGCAGAAGUGGAUUUACACUGUAGGCAGAGGCCAAGCAAUAGAACUAGUGGAUAUAGUAAAAAGGAUAUGGUUGGGGACCCGGGACUCUGGGAGCCCCUGAAACCCCAAUAUGGGUACUUCUUUCACUUUUUGAGAAAUCACAAGCACCAUGACUGCUUAGCAGACAGAGAAAGAAGACUUUAUAAGUCAGGAAUACUGUCUGACGACACCAAUGCACAGCAGCCCCGUGAGUAUUCCAAGACGGAACGUCUCCAGUAUCUAUUAAAGUUUCCCUAUAUCUUGGCCCAGGAGCAAUUUAGCUAGAACACUGUCCACAGAGGUUCCUGGCCGUGGUUCUGUAGGAACGCCCAACCAUCUCCUUGAUGUCUGUGAUAAUGCACUGCCAUGUGUAGAGGGUAUACGGUUGCCCCUCAUACUAAGGUAUAUUGAUAAAUCUCCCCUCUAUUCAAAACAUAUAUUUAUUGUUCAAUGUAGUUUGUAGACUAUUCUAGAUGAAGAUUCAUAUAAAGCAAACUUGUUUGUAUAUUGUGUUAUGUUAUGUAUGCUAUGCAAAUCUUUAGGAGAGACGCCAAUGAAGUUUUUGUGUGUUCCUCACUGAUUGUUCCUCAUUCCUUUUACACUUGGGAUCUCACCUUCCAGAAUCCUGCCCUGGCUCAUGUCUCAGAACCUGUAGUUAUAAAACAGGUGUAUCUAUAGGAACCAGUCAUGACGUGGAUGUGACUACGGAGGCUGACCAUUUCCUGUCCUUUAACUCCCUAUAGGCAAGUGCCUUACGUUCCUAAUUAUUCAUCCGAUUCUGCUUGUGGGCUGAAUUCAUGCCACUGAUAUCUCCCUUUGGCUAGUAAUGUGCGGUGACCGUGACCUGUGAGUGAUGUGUCAGAUUAUAACAACCUCAGAGAGGUGGACAUUUGUUUAAUAUAUAUAUAAAUAUAUACCUAGGUAUUUUUGGAAAUGCUGCACGAGGAUGUGCCUUACUGAGUAUCUGUUUAACCAGCAAUGUUCCCUAUGGAUUGCAAUGAACAAUAUUUUUUAUACAUUUUAUUGAAGGAAAACAAAACAUAUCUGUAAGAGAGGCCGCAUGUGGCGGACGGAGAGAAGAACAAAUAAACCGUUUUGUUGCUCAUUUUCACAAAA
This is a messenger RNA of Pseudophryne corroboree (corroboree frog), 3375 nucleotides long. RefSeq names its product protein eva-1 homolog C-like. Gene Ontology annotation, molecular function: carbohydrate binding. The record is from RefSeq and is a predicted model, not a curated record. The transcript is spliced from 10 exons. Bases 392 to 1705 code for a protein of 437 amino acids. Lineage: Eukaryota; Metazoa; Chordata; Amphibia; Anura; Myobatrachidae.